Messenger RNA from Rotaria socialis, 1764 nucleotides. NCBI's taxonomy places the organism in Eukaryota, Metazoa, Rotifera, Eurotatoria, Philodinida, Philodinidae. The record is from the annotation of a GenBank genome assembly.
AUGGCCGAGCCCCCAACUAAUUGGGAUCAAUCAGAAGAAGAAAACUCUUCGUUAUCCUCAGCUACUAACAAACUCGGAGCUUUAAAUGUGAAUGCUAUGGAAUUUGUACCGUGUUUUGGUUCUGGAUUUUCACAAGCUCCAACGAUUACUCAACCAGUAGUCUCGACAACUUCACUGUUAACAUCUGGCGUGAUUCGCAAUACCACUGAAGAUGAAAAGAAACAAGCAGAAGUUAUACAAACAGAUAAAUUCAAUAUUCAACAACAACAAGUAAAAGAACCAACUACUACUGUAGAACCAAUAGAACUCGAUGAUGUUACUGAUGAAGAUAGAGAAAGAGUAAUUGAUGAAACAACGACGGUAUCAACAUCAAUAACAACAGCAACAACGAAUAAAACGAAUGCUGCUAGUGCAUCAGUAGUUCCAAAAGAGAAAAAAAAUGUUGUCAAACGAGAUAUUGUACGAAAAAAGGAGCCUCUCAAUAUUAUCUUUUGUGGUCAUGUCGAUGCAGGGAAAUCAACAAUUGGUGGACAACUUAUGUUUUUAACAAGACAAGUUGAUAAACGAACAUUAGAAAAAUAUCGAAAUGAAGCUCGCGAAAAAUCUCGUGAAUCUUGGUAUUUAUCGUGGGCAUUAGAUACAAAUGAAGAAGAACGAGAUAGAGGAAUAACAGUUGAAGUUGGCCGAGCUUGGUUUGAAACUGAAAAAAAACAUUUUAUUAUUCUUGAUGCACCCGGUCAUAAAUGUUUUGUCCCAAAUAUGAUUGGUGGAGCAGCACAAUCGGAUAUUGCUAUUCUUGUGAUUUCAGCUCGUAAAGGAGAAUUUGAAACAGGUUUUGAACGUGGUGGUCAAACACGUGAACAUGCUAUGUUAGUUAAAACAGCUGGCGUUCGUUAUUUAGUUGUUCUUAUUAAUAAAAUGGAUGAUCCAACUGUUAAUUGGGAUCAAGCAAGAUAUGAUGAAAUUCGUGAUAAACUUACACCUUAUUUGAAAAAAUGUGGUUUCAAACCAGGCGAAGAUACUUAUUUUAUGCCUUGUAGUGGAAUGACUGGAGCUUUACUAAACGAACAUCCUGGAGAAAAAAUAUUGCCUUGGUUUAAAGGACCAACUUUUAUUGAAUAUUUGGAUAGUUUACCAUCGUUUUAUAGAAAUAUUGAUGGUCCACUUCGUAUGCCUAUUGUUGAAAGAUACAGAGAAAUGGGUGUGAUUGUUAUGGGUAAAAUUGAAUCUGGUUGUUGUCGUACUGGUGAUCGAUGUUUGCUUAUGCCAAAUCGAACUCGUGUUGAAGUAACAAAUAUUUAUUAUGAAGAUAUCGAAACUGAUUCGUGUGUGUGUGGAGAAAAUGUGCGACUAAAACUGAAAAAUGUUGAAGAAGAAGAAAUUUCUUCUGGAUUUAUUCUAUGUGACAUUGAACAAGAACCAUGCGGUGUUGGAAGAGUAUUCGAUGCACAAGUCGCUAUAAUUGAACAUAAAUCAAUAAUAUGUCCUGGUUAUUCUGCUGUUUUGCAUAUUCAUGCAGCAGCUGUUGAAGUUCAAUUAAAAAAAUUGAUAACAUUAAUUGAUCGUAAAACAGGUGAAAGAACUCAAGAACAUCCACGUUUCAUGAAGCAAGAUGAAGUCGGUAUAGCGAGAUUUGAAUUAUCACAAGCAGGUCAAGCGAUUUGUAUGGAAACAUUUAAGCAUUUUCCUCAACUUGGUCGAUUUACAUUACGUGAUGAAGGUCGAACAGUUGCAGUAGGGAAAGUUCUCAGAAUAGUCGAGUAA